AUGGCCAUGGUGGUAAAGGCCGCCGCCCUCCUCCUGGCGCUGCCGGGCACGGUCGGCGCCUCGACCCACUGCCCGUGUGGGUCCACGCGCCAGUUGACCGACGCGUGCAGAGCUUGCCUCACGUCGCGCUGCAACGCGGGUGGCAACGGCAUCAGGAGCCACUGCAGAGGAGAAGCGUGGUGCGACGCUUCGGCAGCCGGUUUCGUUGACAACUGCAUGCUCUACACAACGGCAGUGCCGCAAUUGCGCUCCACGCUCUUCUGCGGGUCCAGCUCCAGUUACUGCGGCCAGGCCUGCAUGGGGCAGCCCACUGGCUGCACCCUGAAGUGCACUCAGGCCUAUUACCAGGCCAGGGCCGCCUGCGCCGACUUCCCGUGGCCGGAGCCCAUCGAGCGCGCCCACCCCUGCUGGGCCGGCGCAUCCUGGAAAGCUUCCUGGCACUGCCGCAUCUGCCUGGUGCAUAUCUGGGACAUCGCGCCCAGCGUCCUCGAGGCUCUGAUGGGGCACGCCUGGAGGCUCUAUGCUCAGAGGGGCGUUCCGCUCAAGGACGCCGACCUCGCCCACCGCAGCAUUCGCGCCCUCGUCGAUUGGUUCGCAAGCCUCGAACCCGACUUGCUAACGGACGACGUCCUGUCGGACGGGGAGAUAGGCCCCGGGGCGAUGGUGCCGAGCCCGGCGGUGCCGAGCCGACCUCUGGCGCCCGAGGCGCCGGACAGGCCUGGCGCCGCGGCCGCGGCCGCGCUGGCUGCCCCAGGCGCUGGCGUGUGGGCGCACCGCCCCUGCCCAGGUGCUGCGGCGGGCUCUCAGGCUGUCCCGGCGGCCUGGCGAGGGGCGGCUGCCGGCUGGUCGCCCGUGCGCGUGCUGGCCCCGGCGGCUGCGGUGGUGGCCCCCGUGCCUUGCAGCGCUGGGCUUGCGGCGCUGCCCGCCUCGCCAGCGCAAAGGCGGCAGACACAGGGGUCUGACGCGACCACGGUGGCGACCUUGCCGGCAACGCCGCCCUCGGAGCACCGCCCAGCGCAGACGCCCGGCCUGGCUACAGCGUUCGUCCAGUGUGCCUCACCGCUCCCGCCCCCGGUGCAGCUACGCACUACGCAGAUCUCUGCAGCGACCGCCCCGCCCACGCCCCCGGUGCAGCUACGCACUGCGCAGAUCUCUGCAGCGACCGCCCCGCCCACGCCGACGGUGCAGCUGCGCACUGCGCAGAGCUCUGCAGCGACCGCCCCGCCCACGCCCCCGGUGCAGCUACGCACUGCGCAGAUCUCUGCAGCGACCGCCUCUGCCGCGCCGUCGUCAACAGCCGUGUUGAGAGCCUUGCCAGCCCAAUGCGGCACGACAGCAGCGCCCCCCGUGGCGAAUGUGGCGACUUCUGCAGCGCUGGCCGUCGUGCAGGCCACUCCUGCGGCGCAGCGGCAGUUGCAGCAGCUGCAGCGGUCGUCGCUUGCGCUGCCCAGACAGCCACCAUUGCCGCACCCGCUGGUGGAAGAGCAGCCCCCCGCAGCGCAGACAGCAGAAGGUGCUGCCGACGGGACAGGGCCGCCCUCGCCGCCAGCCUUGCCCGGGGCGGCAUUUUCGGAACUGGUCGACCCGAAAGCCACCCCUGCUGGGCCGUUCUCGCCGCCUGCGCACCCUGGCGCAGUCCGGGCGGAGCCGACCGCGCUUGCAGCUGUGCCUGCUGGGCCGCCCUCGCCGCCUGCGCAGACUCGUGCAGUCUGGGGAGAGCCGACCGCGGUGGCAGCUGUACGGGCCGGGCUGCCCCCGCCAGGCGCGUGGGGCCUGCGCCCAGCCGUGCCGUGGCAGCUGGCGCCGGGCCCGCCGCAGUGGCACCUGCCGCCCAGAUGUCAGCCGCCGCCGUUUCCGCAGACCGAAGCCGAGCAGCCACCGCGCCACAGCUCCCAGUCGUCCAGGGAGUCACCCGCGCCAGCCGCCGCUGAGUCGCCCUUUGCUCGAGGGUCGAGGCCUGCGGGGCGCACGCGCAAGGGUUCUGCGCCUGCGGCUGACUCGCUUGGCUGGUCGGAGCGUCCGAGUUCCCGAGGCCCCGGCAGGACCACCCCGGCGUUCGGCGACUCUUCGGCAGCGUCGCACCGCUCCGUGCCCCGCUCGGCGCGGUUGUCGCGGGUGUUCUCCGAGGCCUCCGUGCUCCCGGAUGGUGUGAGUGGCACAAGAGCUCCGAGGCUUUCCAGAAGUAGUAGCAGCGCUGGCGCCGGUCCAGGAAGUGAUCCCGUCUGCUUUGCCGACCUGGAGAUCUCUGGGUCCAUGGGUGACCUGCAGCAGCAGAUGCGCCAGCUGCACCGCCGCAGCGUCGGCCUCGAGGACGCCCUGCGCGCCUCGCGCUCGCGGGGCGCGGCGGCUGAGGCGGAGAACGCGGAGCUGCGCCAGCUGCUGCGGGGGCUGCACGACAGGGUGCAGUCCCUCGAGGGCCAGGUCGCGGACCGCCCCGCCGGGCCGCGCCCCCGAACGCCGGCGGGCGGCGCUUCGCUGGGAGGCACGAUGGGCGUCGACCUGGAUGCCGAGCUGGCACUGAGGCGCCGAAGCAGGUUCCGGUCGCUGAGCCCCCGGGCCACCAGCGGCUCCGGCGCCGCGGCUCCGCGGGCCCGCGGCGGAAUUCCGCCGGGCCGCGCAGGCCGAGCCGGCGACAGGGAGCCGUGGCUGUAGGCCUCGGCGUACCCUCCGCCGGGAAGCCGCCGGCAUCGGCCGCCGCGGAGACGCCGCCGGCUGGAGGCCGCCAGCGCACGGUACAGCCCAGCAGCUCGGCAGCUGCCAGCCACCGGUUUGCCCUGGCGUCUGACGCAUCCGGCUUGUGCAUGGGCAGCGUGGC
Molecule: messenger RNA, 2815 nt
Organism: Prorocentrum cordatum
Lineage: Eukaryota; Dinophyceae; Prorocentrales; Prorocentraceae
Source: the annotation of a GenBank genome assembly